AUGUGGCAAGCAGCCUUGGAAGAUCUCAGUCUGCGCGCUGCGCGCGCUGACCUGGUGGACUUUACGAAGGUUGCUGCCAGCUGCCAGUGGCCUUGGGCUUUACAACUCUGCCGGGAGACGAAGAGACGUGGCCUUCGGCAAGAUGUGGUGUUCUGGGGUGCCAUUGCCCGCUCCAGCUGGAUCUUGUCUGUGCAGAUCCUGGGGUCGGUCGCGGCCAUGCAGAUGGAGCCCAAUCUCAUCCUGUUGAACGUGGCCACGAAGAACUCCUCAUGGCCGGCGGCUUUGUGGCUGGCCGCGGAGGCUGGAGAUGCAGCCAAUGUCAUCACCUACAGCUCCAGCAUGAGCACCUGCGGCACAGAAUGGCCUGUUGUCAGCUCUCUGCUGUUGUCAAUGCGAGAAGUCUGGGUGCAGCCGACAUCGAUCACCUUGAACACAUGGAUCACUUCGCUGGAACACAGAAACUGGGACUGGGCCUUGCUCGCGUUGAGUGAGGUUCAGAGACAGGCCGUUGACGUGAUUUCUUUCAAUGCAACCAUCAAUGCUUGCGAGAAGAAGCAGGAAUGGCAUUUUGCCUUGGCGUUGCUAGGCCAUGUCAAGGAGGAUGGGCUGGAAGCGAGUCAGGUAACCUUGAACAGCGUGCUCAGUGCUUGCCGUCGCCGCUGGGAGCAUGCGCUUCAGCUCGAGCGCCACUCCGAUGUGAUCAGCCUCAAUGCCAUGAUCAGCGCAUGUGGAAUGGCAGCCGACUGGCAGCGAGUUGGCGAGAUGCUUUCGAGCGGAAGGCAUCAAAGUGUGGAGCGUGAUGUGGUUUCCUUUAACGCCAGUAUCACAGCAGCUCAGAGGAGCGUUCGAUGGAUGCAAGCCUUGCACUGGUUGGCAGCUGUUCUUGAAGAAGCCUCCGUGAUUUCUUACAAUGCAGCCGUGAGUGCCUGUGAGAGUGGAUUUCAGUGGUCCAGCGCGACCAACUUGGUGAACGCUUUGAAGGUGCGUUGCUUGGAGGCUGACCAGAUGACCACCAGCUCCAUGGUGAGUGCUACUGGGAAAGCCCAACAAUGGGAACUUGCUGUCCUGGCCUUGCAUACUGGCAGAGGCUCCUCUGUCGGCUACGAUGCAGCCAUGCGAAGCGCGCCCUGGCAAUGGGGUGUUGGUCUUUUAUGCCAUGGCCAGGAGGCUGAAUUGACGCUGGAUGUCACCAUUUACGAAGCGGUGGUGACCGCCUGUGAACAAGGCAGUGCGCCCCGUCAGUGCCUUCAGCUCUUGAGCCGAGUGGAGCAGGAGAUCUCCUUCUGCAUGCAUCAUUGCUGA
Messenger RNA from Durusdinium trenchii, 1302 nucleotides. NCBI's taxonomy places the organism in Eukaryota, Dinophyceae, Suessiales, Symbiodiniaceae. The record is from the annotation of a GenBank genome assembly.